Molecule: messenger RNA, 4635 nt
Organism: Eleginops maclovinus (Patagonian blennie)
Lineage: Eukaryota; Metazoa; Chordata; Actinopteri; Perciformes; Eleginopidae
Gene: slc35e1
Product: solute carrier family 35 member E1
Exons: 6
Coding region: 62-1195 (377 amino acids)
Cellular component (GO): Golgi apparatus
Molecular function (GO): antiporter activity
Source: RefSeq, a predicted model, not a curated record
GCUGAGCAGCUCCGGGUUCAGGCGGACUCACCGCUGGUGACUCGUCAUUCCGCACUGGAAGAUGGCUGCGGCGGACCGGCCCCCUGUUAGGGAAGGGAUCCGGAUAUUUUUUCUGUGUGUGUGUUGGUACACAGUCAGCUCAGGGGGAAACAUCGUCAACAAAAUCAUCCUGAAUGAUUUCCCGUACCCCGUCACAGUUUCUCUGUUUCACAUCAUCUCUAUCGUCGUGUUUCUCCCUCCGCUGCUGCGGGCAUGGGGAGUCCCCACAACAGAACUGCCGAGCAGGUACUACCGCUGGUACAUCAUGCCUCUUGCUUUUGGAAAAUACUUUGCAUCAGUGUCUGCACACUUCAGCAUAUGGAAAGUACCAGUUUCAUAUGCGCACACCGUGAAAGCUACAAUGCCAAUAUGGGUUGUGCUGCUAUCAAGAAUCAUCAUGAAGGAGAAGCAAACCACAAAGGUGUAUGUGUCGCUCAUCCCCAUCAUCGGAGGAGUGCUGCUGGCCACGGCCACCGAGCUGUCCUUUGAUGUUUCAGGACUCAUCAGCGCUCUGGCUGCCACGCUCUGCUUCUCCCUGCAGAACAUCUUUUCCAAAAAGGUGUUGCGCGACACACGGAUCCAUCACUUGAGGCUACUCAACAUCCUGGGCUUUAAUGCAGUUUUCUUCAUGUUGCCCACCUGGGUUCUGGUGGACCUCUCUGUGUUUCUUGUUAAUGGAGACAUGGCCGACAUCUCAGGAUGGUCGGGUACCUUCUUCCUCCUGCUCAUCAGCGGCUUCUGCAACUUCGCUCAGAACGUCAUCGCCUUCAGCGUCCUGAACAUCGUCAGCCCGCUCAGCUACGCCGUCGCCAACGCCACCAAGAGGAUUAUGGUCAUUAGCAUCUCACUGCUAAUGCUGCGCAACCCGGUCACCAGCACUAACGUCAUGGGUAUGAUGACGGCCAUAGUUGGGGUCUUCCUCUACAACAAGGCCAAGUAUGACGCCAACAAGGAGAAGAAGCUGCUGCCAAGCGCGAAGCAGGACCUGGUUUCCUUCGACAACCCGGGGCUGGAGAAGCUCCAGGCCAACGGGUCAGUGCCUUUCCCCCAAGGCUUGGAUCAGCAGCACAGCUGGAACAACGUGCUGACUGACCACUUCCAGUACAGCCGGCAGGCCUACACGACAAACCAUGGCAACCACCAGUACGUCGUGUGAAAGAGGAGUCUGCCCUCGUUCUGGACGGCUGUCAUAGACUUUGCUUUGUAGCCGCCGCCUCUCUGCGGCGACACACAGCCCCGCUCCAAACUCGAGACUGAAGGCAAGUGCUGUUUGUUCUGGACGGGAGGAAUGAGAGGGCCAGUGAUGCACAGCGCUCCGCCCCGUCUAAACUUCACUUUCUGACAGCUUUCCCGUAUGUCAUUGUUUAUUUAUUAGUUUGGGACUGACUGUAUUAGAUGGUCUGAGAGGAAAUAAAACGUAGCCAUGUUGUCACAGAAAUAUAAGCCAGCAGGUGGAUACGUAAAAGGUAGAGGAUGAAUGGUUUGCACCGUACCGUCUGGAAAUGUCUGAGCCAACCCUAAUCUGUCGUCGGUUAUUAUGUUCACUUUCAGAGGAUAAGAUGUCGGCGGUAAUAAUUUCAUUUGGAUGAUAAAUUACACCAAAUCAACAGUCAUGUUAUAUUUUUUAACAGAGUAAUCUCAGUGGAAGGCCUAGUGUUUUGUUUUCUUCUUUAGGCACCUGUAAUGAUGUUUGAAUUGUUGUUUCACUCUUCAAAAGCUCAAGGCAGAUGGGACUGGUUUGUAGACAGUGGAGGAAUUGAAGUUACCUAAAGAUGCAGAGAUAAUCAGGUCUCUCACUCUCACUGGGCAUUUUGUAAUAUGUGGUUCAAAUUUGGGAUUCAUUUUUAUCGCUUUGGGGAUCCACUGACUUUUCCAUUAUCACCAUGAGGUACACAUUUCAAUUAGUCCAAUAGUUUCUUUAUGACUAACUUUCUAAAAAACGAAUGGCUAUUCCCAUCAGCCUCAGCUCUACUUUGUUUAGUGCUAAAGUUAGCAAACUAGCAUGCUAUACUAACAUGGUAAACAUUAUAGCUGAUAUCAGCCUCUAAGCAGCAUCAUAGUCUGUGAGCAUGUUAGCAUGGUAAAGCUAGCAUUAAGACUGCACUCACUUUUCAACGUGGUAUGCCAUUACAUGUGCCUGAUGAAGAAAAAUGCCCAAAAUUCGAAAUAAAUGUAUAAAAUAUCCAUAUCUGUUGAUUUUGUCUGCCAAAAACGGAUGCAGUUUAUAUUGUUGUACUGGAAGAUCGGUUACAUUCAGUCACACUUCAGUCAGCCAGUGUUUUUAAAUGCAGGAACCUUUAAACACCCAAAGCUUCUUUGAACUAAGAUACAUUUUCGGAGUGAGACCAGCUCUGUCUCAGAGCAGUCAAUGACCUCCCACACAUCUGUCCUUUUCCCCAAGAAGACCAAUUAGUUUACCAUUUGUUGUUAUGGAGCAUACAUGUGAAAAGCUAAAAUUAGGGUUACCAAAAUUAGUAUGGAUUCUUCAUCUUUAAUAGAGAGUCUCAUCAUGUAAACUGUAAUAGAGUUUUUUUUAAUUCCUUAUUUUGAUUUUAUAGUUUGUUGGUGAAUCAAUUUACAACAGUGCAUUUUUUAACUGAUUACUGGUAUUUAUUGAUCUGCUGAACUUCUCAGGCAGAGUGAUAUUUUUCUUUCCUGCCACUUCAUCGUUUUCAGUCCAAACCAAAGCUGCUUUGUCAUGUUGAGAUGCUGGUUUUGAGUUUGCACAUCAUUGAAAUGCAUUAUGCAGAUUUUUCUGUCUGUCCUGGUGUUUUAAUUUGAAGUGUAUUUGCAACAUUAGCAUUGAUGGUCAGUGGGCAACUUCAAAAUCGGAAAUGCAUGAAAUCACAUUUUUGGGAAAUUUUCUAAUUAAAGACUCAAUUGUCAUUUCCAGUGGACAAGAGAUAUGAUUUUUCAUUAUUGGUUACCGUAUCUGAAAAUCCGUCACCAAUACCUAGUAAUCAUUUAUUAAUGAAAAGCCUUUUUUUACUGCGUAGAUUUAUUUAAUUUAGUAAGCAUGGUUCACAUGCUUUUCUUGUGCUGGACCUUAGCAACUCACUGCAGCAACAUUACGUUUUAUAUAUAUUUUUUGUGUUUUAACUAUCUCAGCUUCAUGUCUGCUCAUUUAUGUUGUAGGGACGACACACAAUAAUUGAAUUCUUCAAAAUACCAAGUUUAGCUGUAAUCUUGUUUUUUUUCCCUCGGUAGCCGCUGGUAGAUGUAUUUUAUGGGAUAGUGUGGUUUUACUCUUAUGACUUUGCAGUUUGAUGGCAAAUAAAACAGUCACACCUUCAAUGCGCUCUGGGCUACCCAGAUAUAAACUUAUGUCAAUAUAAGUCCUUUUAUUUUUCAUUCAUAAGGAAAUCUAGCGCUGGGAAAAUCACAACCGCCUGUUUUUAAGAUACUAAGUUGGCUGUUUUGAAAAUAAUGGAUCAGAAGUUGUCACGAAGUGAAUUUCAACAGCCAUGGAAGUUCAAUAACUACAUAUUGAAAUGUCUACUUAAGACUGCUGCUGUAGUUAGUGUGUUGACUGUUGUCCACUUAAAGGCUGUGGUGUUGGACUUCUUUUUUAUUAAGCAGAAAUAUCGGAAAAUCCCAUCACUGACAGCAGACUCAAAGUGAUUAGUUAAAUCCACAAACCUCUGAGACCUCUGGUGUUGGCAUCAAUUUAAAAUCAUACAUUUUAUAAAGGUAGCAUGUAUACUUGGAGUUUUUUUUGUUUUGUUUUCACUGCAAGUAAUUUAACCUCAAAACGUUGUUUCUUUAUUCAGAUUGAUUUUAAAAAACUAUGUAAUAUGAAUUUGUUGCUCUUGAAGAAGAAUUCAAUCCUGUCCCUGCAGCUGUAAUACUGCUCGGUUUUCAAACCCCGUUCUUCGCCUGCAAGGGGAGAGUAAAGACUCACACAAUCCAAACUUAUCAACAGUGGAGAAAUGUGACUACAUGUUAAACAGCAUCCUGACAUCUACAGACAACAUCCAUACUACACGACAAAGAAAAAAACACAGUCUUUUCAUAGUUCAAGAAUGUAAUGUGCACAUGAAACCUGCAGACAGGAAUAACGGUCAUAUUUGGUUUAUUUUUCUAAAACCCAUUUUGUGUCAUUGCACUUUGCUGCAGCAAAUGUUUUUAAUCUCUUUUGGAUUUCUUAUGUUUUCCUCAUGUUGCCAAAAGCAGUUUGCAAUAAAUGGUAUGCUGAUGCACCACAAUGGACAAGAUGUAAAGAUUCAUAGAGUACAACAUGUAGGACACAUUGUUUUAUGAAUUUAUCCAUGAAUUUCUUUAGUGUCCUGCCAGCUGUCUGAGCUAACUGGGAGAACAAUGUUUUUAUUUGGCUCACACCUGUAAAGAUAAUAACUGGGAUGUAAAUGUUAAUGAAUGGAAAAAUGGGAGCUUAAUUUGUAAAACUUGUAUAAUUAUUCUUUUUGUGCGUCUCGAGGCAGACUUUUUACUUAACCGCUGUUUAUAGGUUUUUAUUUAUGGUGUAAAGGUAUAAAAAUGUUGAACAGAGGUGCCGCUGUGCACCUUCUUGUCUGCUUAUGUUUAGUAAAUGCUAUUUUUAAAUGUUUGGGGGGAAUAAAUGCACUGCGGAAUAUUGAA